Molecule: messenger RNA, 3381 nt
Organism: Aricia agestis (brown argus)
Lineage: Eukaryota; Metazoa; Arthropoda; Insecta; Lepidoptera; Lycaenidae
Gene: Vha100-1
Product: V-type proton ATPase 116 kDa subunit a1
Exons: 19
Coding region: 166-2724 (852 amino acids)
Biological process (GO): vacuolar acidification; proton transmembrane transport
Cellular component (GO): vacuolar proton-transporting V-type ATPase complex; vacuolar proton-transporting V-type ATPase, V0 domain; plasma membrane
Molecular function (GO): proton-transporting ATPase activity, rotational mechanism; ATPase binding
Source: RefSeq, a predicted model, not a curated record
CGUGCGCAAGUGGCGAUGACGUCUUGACUGAGUAAUCUUUUUAUCGAUUGAUUUUUCAUAAAUUCAAUUGUGGUUUCGUCGCGGCAGAACUCCGUUCUCGGGCGGAUGUGACGAGCCCUAGUUUUUUAGUUAAAUUAUUUGUGUGUAGUGUAAAAAGUUGCAAAAAUGGGGUCGUUGUUUAGGAGUGAGGAAAUGACUUUGUGUCAACUAUUUCUUCAAAGUGAAGCAGCAUAUGCCUGCGUGUCUGAACUGGGUGAAUUAGGGCUGGUACAAUUUCGCGAUUUAAAUCCAGACGUGAACGCAUUUCAACGGAAGUUUGUAAAUGAAGUCCGUCGCUGCGAUGAAAUGGAACGCAAACUCCGUUACCUGGAGAAGGAGAUCCGGCGCGAUGAUAUCCCUAUGCUGGAGAUACCAGGGGAGUGUCCAGAAGCACCGCAACCCAGGGAGAUGAUUGAUCUUGAGGCCACCUUCGAGAAGCUUGAGAACGAACUGCGUGAAGUGAACCAAAAUGCCGAGGCCCUGAAGAGAAAUUACUUGGAGCUCACCGAGUUGAAGCAUAUUCUAAGAAAAACGCAAGUAUUCUUCGACGAACACGAGGGCGGGGCGAACCCCACUGACUCCAUGACGCGCGCCCUGAUAUCCGACGAUCCGAACAAACAGAUCGGACAAGUCCAACUAGGUUUUCGGGAUAAACAAGAAUCCCUGGAAUUCCUGCCUUGCUUCGUCGCCGGCGUGAUACUACGCGAGAGGAUCCCCGCCUUCGAGCGCAUGCUGUGGAGGGCGUGCCGCGGCAACGUGUUCCUGCGCCAGGCCGAGAUUGAUACACCGCUGGAGGAUCCGGCUUCGUCGGACGAGGUGUACAAGUCGGUAUUCAUCAUCUUCUUCCAAGGCGACCAGCUGAAGACGCGCGUGAAGAAGAUAUGCGAGGGGUUCCGCGCCACGCUCUACCCGUGCCCCGAGGCGCCCGCCGACCGCCGCGAGAUGGCCAUGGGCGUGAUGACCAGGAUUGAGGACCUUAACACGGUCCUCGGCCAAACCCAGGACCACAGACACCGCGUGCUCGUGGCCGCGGCCAAGAACAUCAAGAAUUGGUUCGUCAAGGUUCGCAAGAUCAAGGCCAUCUACCACACCCUGAAUCUGUUUAACCUGGACGUCACUCAGAAGUGCCUCAUCGCGGAGUGCUGGGUGCCAGCCCUAGAUAUGGAGACCAUACAGCUCGCGCUAAGGAAGGGCACGGAGCGCAGCGGUAGCUCUGUACCGCCGAUCCUCAACCGUAUGGAGACUCUCGAGGACCCACCGACAUACAACCGCACCAACAAGUUCACGUCCGCCUUCCAGAACCUCAUCUACGCGUAUGGUACCGCCACCUAUCGCGAGGUUAAUCCAGCACCGUACACAAUAAUCACAUUCCCGUUCCUGUUUGCGGUGAUGUUCGGCGACCUGGGUCACGGCGCGCUCAUGGCCGCCUUCGGCUUCUGGAUGUGCUACAAGGAGAAGCCGCUCCAGGCCAAGAAGAUCGACAGCGAGAUUUGGAACAUCUUUUUCGGCGGGCGCUACAUCAUCCUACUCAUGGGUCUGUUCUCGAUGUACACGGGGCUGAUAUACAACGAUAUAUUCUCCAAAUCCCUAAACAUAUUCGGGUCGUCGUGGCGCAGUAACUACAACGCUUCGGAUCUGCGCGACCACAAGCUGCUUCAGCUCAACCCUGACUCCGAUGACUACACGCAGACGCCGUAUCCGUUUGGAAUUGAUCCCGUUUGGCAGCUUGCCGAGGCGAACAAGAUCAUCUUCAUGAACGCGUACAAGAUGAAGAUCUCCAUCAUCAUUGGCGUGUUCCACAUGCUGUUCGGUGUCUGCAUGUCGCUAUGGAACCAUCUGUACUUCAAGCGUCGCAUCAGCAUCUACAUGGAGUUCAUCCCUCAGAUCCUGUUCCUGACGCUGCUGUUCUUCUAUAUGGUGCUGCUCAUGUUCAUCAAGUGGACGUCGUACGGCCCCAACCCUGGAAACUUCGGCAGCCAGGAGUCAGAGUACGUGAAGCGCAGUGCUUUCUGUGCGCCGUCUAUCCUGAUCACGUUCAUCAACAUGAUGCUGUUUAAGACUGACGAGAACACGCGCCCGCAGUGUGACGUCACCAUGUACGCCGGACAACUCUUCCUGCAGAAGCUGUUCGUGAUUUGCGCGUUGCUGUGCGUGCCGGUGAUGCUGUUCGGCAAGCCCUACUACAUCAUGAAGGAGCAGAAGCAGCGUGCCGCGGCUGGUCACCAGAGCAUCGAGGGUGCUGCUGAGAACGGCACGGCAGGCGGCGCCCCUGUCCCCGCAUCCGCUCACCACGAUGAGGAAAUCUCUGAGGUCUUCAUACACCAGGCCAUCCACACGAUCGAGUACGUGCUGGGUAGCGUAUCACACACGGCGUCGUACCUGCGGCUGUGGGCGCUGUCGCUGGCACAUGCGCAACUCGCUGAGGUCGCAUGGAACAUGCUGCUGCGGAAAGGUCUGAUGGUGGCGGGCUACCAGGGUGGUAUAUUCCUAUACGUGGUGUUCGCGGGCUGGGCGGCCAUCUCCGUCUCCAUUCUGGUGCUGAUGGAGGGGCUGUCCGCUUUCCUGCACACCCUGCGUCUGCACUGGGUCGAGUUCCAGAGCAAAUUCUACGCCGGCGAGGGCUACCUCUUCCAGCCAUUCUCCUUUGAAGUCAUCCUGGACUCUGCUGGCACUAGCGAGGAGUAAUGCGUGUGACUAUUGCUGUUUCAAUCGUAAAAAAGUAUCGUGUAGCGUUCGAUUUGAAUCUAUAAUUUAAUCGUUGAAUGUUUAUCUGUAGUCGUGAAUUCCAAAUUUGAAUAUUAACUUUUUUCGUCUGCCGCACAAAAAUAAUGCCGAAUGUAAUGUAGUGGCAGAUUCUCAGUUUAGAGAUUGAAAGGCGUUUGUAGGACUAUUUAAAGUAAUAAAGUAUAAUCUACUCUGCUUAAUAUAUUUAUCUUAUAUAGCAUAGUUUGUCGUAAACAAAAAGAUUUUAAUAGAUUAAUUUCCCUGAGGUAAAGCAGGACUUUGCCAUUUAAUAUCAAUAAUUUAUUUUAAAGAAUAAAGCGAUGAAGAGUGAAUUAGAUACGAUAUGAUUUUAAUGGCAUAAAUAGUACACAAGCAUCUUGCUUUAAAGAAGAGUAGUUAAAUUUUAAUAAAUCAAAAUAAUGUUGAUGUUUUUUAUUUGUUUUUUUUAUAACUCAUUUUAUAAGUUCAAAUGUACUUAAUGCUUGUAGUAAAUUCAGUUUUGAGGCUCUCUCUACACAAAAAUGUACCUAUAGAUCAGUUGAUGUUGCAUUUUAGUAAAAACAAGUGCUAAUUGUAACCGAUGUAGCUUCAGUAUGAAUAAAUAAUUUCCCUAGCACA